GUCGCCGGUGGCGGAAGUGGGUUUGUUUUGAUGCCGCGCCGACUGCGUCCAACGUGUGUCUGUGUGUGUGUUUGUCCGCCGCUUCUUCUCCCGUCAUGUGCUCCGUGGUUCUACCGACAACCGGUGUAAUGUCCGCCGAGGAGAGCCGAGUGGAAGACGGCGGACCGGGGGAGGAGGAGGAGGACGAGCCGAGGGGGACGAAGAGGAAGAUCUCUCUCGCCAAUUGUGUCGUGUGUCGAUCAGAGGAGGCAAAGUACAGAUGUCCUGCCUGCCUUACCCAUUCGUGCAGCUUGGUGUGUGUGAAGAAACACAAAGAAGAUUCCGGAUGCAGCGGAGUCCGAGAUAAAACUGCCUUUGUGUCCCUGACACAGUUUGAUGAAAUGGCGCUUCUCAGUGACUACAGGUUUCUGGAGGACACAGGUCGAUUUGCUGAUGGCACCACCAGGGACAAUCUCAUCCGGGCUCCUCGCACCACUUUUAAAGCAAAGAGGCUGGCAGCCAGCGGCAGGAAGAUGAACAUCACGCUGAGGUUCCUCCCCAUCACCUUCACUAAGAGCAGAGAAAACUCCACCUUCUUCCUUUCAAAGGAAAAACAGUUCAUGUGGCACCUGAAGCUCAUCUUCCCUCAGAGCGGCGCAGAGUUCAGUCAGAGGAGGGUGUCCGACAGACAAACCUUGAAGCAGAUCUUGACUCCUUACAUCCACCCUACAGAGUCGGACCCUGUGACACGACAAAAGUUGAAGAUGUAUGUGCAAGCCCCAUCCGAUCAUGUGAAAGUCUUCCUGAAGGCAGAGGGGAGGAAGGCCAACUCUGUGAGGUACCACGUAUUGGACAUUGAGAAGAGCCUGAGGGACACCCUAAGCUACAAAACACUGAUUGAAUAUCCUGUGCUGCAUGUUGUGCUCAAAGACAAUUGGAAGGAGUAUCCACUGAAAGGACCAGUCAGGGGCGAUGAUCUCACAUCUGACUGCGCAUCCCUCGGUGAGGGUGGACGCAGAGACCCCAACUCAUUAACUGCGCCUACGGAGGCGAUGAAAGGAGCUCUGAAGGACCUGAAUCUGAACAUUGUGGAGAUGACUGACGAGAACGCCACAUUGGACGGAGGAGAUGUGCUUUUCACAGGUCGCGAGUUCUUCGUGGGCCUUUCCAAGCGGACCAAUCAGAGAGGAGCCGAGAUCCUAGCCGAUGCUUUCAAGGACUACGCUGUGUCCACUGUGCCCAUGCUGGAGGCGCUGCACCUGAAAAGCUUCUGCAGCAUGGGGGGGCCGGGCCUCAUCAUCAUCGGCUCUAGUGAACCAGCACAGAAAGCUCUCAAAAUCAUGCAGCAGAUGAGCGACCACCGCUACGACAAGCUGACCGUGCCCGACGACCUUGCUGCCAACUGCAUCUACAUGAACCUGCCCAAUAAGGGACACGUGCUCCUGCACUGCACGGCGGAGGAGUUUCCGGAGAGCACCAAGGUGUUUGAGAAGCUGAAGGACUACACACUGAUCCCUGUGUCCAACAUGGAGAAGGUCAAAUUGGAUGGAGCCCUCACAUGCUGCUCUGUGCUCAUCAACAAGAAGGGCAACAACUGAGCGUGCUCACCGGGCGGGGGGGGGGCUGCUUGGUUACCAAGGAUCUGGAUGGUAACCAAGCAGAUCCUUGGUGUCCCAUCACCAAGGAUCCCGAGGUUUGACCAAACGAUGUUGGCACUAAGAGUAAAGGAUAAGCAAGUGUGUUCAUGCUGAGGCACAAUAACAAUAAAUACUUUACUUCAAAAUACAUUAAAAAGUUAGUUAUAGAUCAUCUUUGUCUCUAUAGGAAUUAAGGUGUAGGCAUAAAAUUAGUGUUAUUUCUAAUCUUGACUUUCUAACAUUUCCUACAAAAAGUCGCAAAAGAAUAGGCCCCUGUUGAGUCAUGCUUUUCUGAGAGUGAAUUAGUCUAUGAAAUAUUAAAAUAUGAUGCUAAUUAGCUACGAGUAGCCCCCCGCCCCUAUCCCAGUCAUCGCCCGGGACCAAGAAAACUGUAUGGAUGUGUUUGCCCAGUUGUACAGUUUAACCAGACUUAGAUACACAGCUCACAGACAUCUACAAUGAUAAGUGUACCGCGACCCGGAGGGGUCAUGAGAGAGGGGAAAAAAGUGUAUUAUAUAUAUCGAGACUACGUUUUACUACAUUUAGAACAAUGGAAGUUAGAGAGGAAUUGAAAUGUUGAUUGUACCCCACAGACAUUUGAAUUCAUCAAAUUGCAAUAGACAAUAGGAGUUAGCGAUGAGGAUUUUUAACACAAAGUUUGUACCAGAUACAUGAAAACUUGGUGACUUCUGAUUUGGUACUGUACCUGCCGAUUUACGAUAUAAGGUGGUGUAUGUGUCCUCCGACCUUGGUUUAGGUCAUCAACAACACAUGAACAUUUUAUCAAGUUCCAUACAGCUCUGACAUAAACUAUCUUUGCAAUAUCCAUUUUGCCAAAUACCGGAUAUCAGUGAGAAUCCAAUUUGAAUUGUGGGAUUGAGAGGAAAAAGAAUUUACGAUAUGUUCUUGUUCUCUAAGACUUUCACAACGCAACACUUUGGAAAGUUAGAAAGAAGCUGCCUUGAGUACAGUGUUCUGGGGAGACGGGCUCGUUUCGUUGCGCCGCUUUCUGACUAAAUACACUUAACUCGUGCACAUAGAUUAAUCAUAACUUGGGAACAGAUUGUAUAUCGUGUGCACACGGUAGCAUUUUUAAACGCUCAAUGUCAGAAAACGUGGCCUCGGUAUGUGAUUUUUUCCCCCGUCUAUGGCCGCUCUCGGGCUCCUCGUGAAUGUAUACAGAUUGUUUAAACUGUUCACAUGCGCCAUUUUAACUGUGAAUUUAUUUGGUUAUAUAAUAGCCACGGGACUUGGUUUGUAAUCCCUUUAUUUUUUUCCAACAACUGCAUUUUGGAGAAGAGGGUGGAGGAAACAAAUCCGAAAAACCUCAAUGUCACUGUUGCUAUUUGCGGUUUAAAACAUUUUUUUUUUAAGCAUAAUGUCACGGCUGUAGUUCAUUUAACGGCAACAUAAUGCAUCUUACAAAAGAAUGUGAAAAGCCGCCUAUCAGGAUGGAUUCCGAAAAUGCCGUUCUUGAAAACUCCCACUUGAUUGAUAUGAUCAGCGACGUGAUUUUAUUUUCAUUUGUUUGUGACUGGCGGUGAUUUUCUGAUUGAAUUUGAAAGUACUGCCGCUGCGACCUGAGCUGCUCUUGCUCUCCUGUGCCUGCCGAUUUCCUUUCGUAGACUACCGGAGGCCAUUGACUGAUGCUCAGCAACAGCCGCCACCAGCUGGAGCAGCCGACGCUCGUACAGCUGCUAAUAUAUUCCACGGGAGACCAUCUGUGGCCGUUUAGUUUGCAGCAAUUUCCAGCAUCCCUCCCGGGUAAGCGUGUCUUAUUUCGCGGGGGGCACAAACUUAAUCGCCUGUGCCAAAAACCCCGCAAAAGGACAGAUGAAGAGCUGCCGCCUGCGAAAGGAAAUGUGUGUUUUCCCCAUUUUCCUCAUGCCGAUAUAACACCUCUCCUCCUUUAGAUGUGUAAACGCCUGCAUGGAAAAUCUGCUGAAUGAUUCUGAGGGCACUGUAUCGCAUCACAUCGCAUGGUGAUGCCUGGGUUGUCGAAGACACUGGUUUCCUUUUGUUUUUUAUAUAAUUUCCCCCCCCCCCGUCUGGCAGUUUUCACUCCACGUCAGGCCGCGAAACUCCCACUAAAUCCAGUGUCACCGAAUGCGACUGCAGUGAGAGAAUUGGCGCCGAGCAUGCGAGAACAAACUCACCGUGCCAGUUCGCUGUGUUUCCAUGUGUGCACACGAUUGGCCGCCGCCGCCGCCGCCAGCCAGAGUUCUGAAGGAAGUGGGCGAGCUCUGUGUUUUCGCGGCCUUAGCGAGCUCUGUUGUUGCCGAAAUUCGUGGGGUUUUUUCGCAGGGGCCCUGCAGACGUGACGGCGUGGCCGACAUGUUGCUGUGAAUACACCAUAUACUUUUAGGCCGAGGGCCCCCGUCACAUUCUGAAACCGUGUGGUUUCUCAUUGUGAUUGGAUGUGAACGUCGAGGAAAUGACAUCAGGAGGUGAUUCAGCCUCCCCUUUCCGUAGACACUGGCGUACGGGGCAAGUGGGCAGUGAUGAAACAUGGAAAGAAUUCCUGUCGGGAGGAGAGGCUCCGACGCCAGUAAACACUGGCUCUCUCAAACGUCCUCUGUCUCUGGAGGGCCAGUCACACGCUGUCUGAUUGCCACAUGGCUUCGCCGUUUGGGUUUUUCGGCAGAGUCUUUCAAGAUCUAAAAUCGCCAUCACCUCUCGCGCUGCACCAAACCGCCUCUCGGUCGCACAGCUCUGGGACACCGCAACCUUUUUCCUACUGCUGAUUUAAAAAUCUAAAUAACACAUUUUAUAUAUAUAUAUAUAUAUAUAUAUAUAUAUAUAUAUAAAAGGAAUUUUGCCCUUGGCCCGACGAGGCUGCGUGUGAGUAACUGCUCCCGACUCUCACCGAACCCCUCACUCCCGAUCCCAGUAGUCGUGAUGCUGUGAGUGCACGUGUUCACACUCGGGUCUCUUGCUUUUUUUCUGAGUAAUGAUCAUUUGUGUCAUGUUAAGCUGAACCUGUCCUUGACUUCCUGUAAUAAAUGAACAUCCACCAUU
Molecule: messenger RNA, 4634 nt
Organism: Scophthalmus maximus (turbot)
Lineage: Eukaryota; Metazoa; Chordata; Actinopteri; Pleuronectiformes; Scophthalmidae
Gene: ddah1
Product: dimethylarginine dimethylaminohydrolase 1
Exons: 15
Coding region: 96-1577 (493 amino acids)
Biological process (GO): maturation of LSU-rRNA from tricistronic rRNA transcript (SSU-rRNA, 5.8S rRNA, LSU-rRNA); arginine metabolic process; box C/D snoRNP assembly
Cellular component (GO): nucleus; pre-snoRNP complex
Molecular function (GO): amino acid binding; dimethylargininase activity
Source: RefSeq, a predicted model, not a curated record